Molecule: messenger RNA, 5772 nt
Organism: Microtus oregoni (creeping vole)
Lineage: Eukaryota; Metazoa; Chordata; Mammalia; Rodentia; Cricetidae
Exons: 3
Biological process (GO): proteolysis; virion assembly; DNA integration
Molecular function (GO): aspartic-type endopeptidase activity; nucleic acid binding; zinc ion binding
Source: RefSeq, a predicted model, not a curated record
AUGUGCAAGCCGACACUAACACGGGCCCCGAGCUUCCGUGCAGAGAGGCUGCCCUCUGCUGAUGUGGCCACAGGAGCGGGAGGGCUGCCCUCUGCUGAUGUGGCCACAGGAGCGGGAGGGGUGCCCUCUGCUGAUGUGGCCACAGGAGCGGGAGGGCUGCCCUCUGCUGAUGUGGCCACAGGAGCGGGAGGGCUGCCCUCUGCUGAUGUGGCCACAGGAGCGGGAGGGGUGCCCGAAGGAAGGGAGUUACGGUUGGAGGAAAGGAUGGACCUUAGCUGCACCACGACCUUGACUGGUCCUGGUCCCAGUGCACUUCCCUGCCGAUCUCGGUGCCUACACAGGCUUAUGCCACGUUCUCGUCACCUGGAGCGUUCUGACCUGCGUCGGCUAAUCAGAUUUGUAUUUGGCGGACCCGGGGAGGAGCUGACGAGCUCGUACUCCCCACCGCAGCCCUGGGAGACGUCCCAGUGGCGUUUGGGGGCCCGAUUCGUGGCCCAUUUGCAGUUUGUGAGUCGCGUGGAACUGGGACUUUUGGGGGCUGCCCCACUGUCUGAGGGAUUCUUGACUCUUUUGGGAGACGAGGAGCCCGGGUCCUCAAAGUCUCCGUUUGAAUUCUUGCUUUCGGUUUUAUGCCAAAGCCGCGCUGCAAGUUUCUGUGUCUGUCUAAGUUGUAUUUUGUUUGUCUGUCUAAUUGUUACUGUCACCGCGGUUGAGAGAAUGGGCCAAUCUGUAACCACCCCUCUAAGCCUGACUUUACAGCACUGGCGAGACGUCCAAGACAUUGCAAAUAACCAGUCAGUGGACGUCCGGAAGAGACACUGGGUAACUGUCUGUUCCUCGGAAUGGCCCACGUUCAAUGUGGGCUGGCCAAGGGAUGGUACUUUUGACAUCAAUGUUAUCUUACAGGUAAAGGCUAAGGUGAUGGAUCCUGGCCAUCACGGGCAUCCAGACCAGGUCGCGUAUAUCGUGGUCUGGGAGGCGAUGGCUUAUGACCCACCGCCCUGGGUCAAGCCUUUCGUCACCCCGAAACCCCCUAUCCUUACCCCCUCUGCACCUGCCUUACCCCCUCCACUCCUUCCCACCCCAACGGGACCUCCGCCCCACUCCUCCCUGUACCCAACCCUCACCAAAUCCCCGGUGCCCAAGCCCCCUCCUCCAAAAGUCUUGCCCCCAGAUGAUGACCUACUGAUGGACCUCCUCACGGAGGGCCCUCCCCCAUAUCAGGAGCCAGCUCCACGGACUCCGAAUGAGGCUGACUCAACUGAAAGAAAAGAAGAACAAGCAGCGCCGGCCUCUGCUGGUCCUUCUCCGAUGGCCACACGCCUGAGGGGACGAAGAGACCAGCUGCAUGCAGCGGAUACAACCUCCUCACAGGCAUUCCCUCUUCGCACGGGAAUGAACGGCCAACUGCAGUACUGGCCAUUCUCCUCCUCAGACCUCUACAACUGGAAAAAUAAUAACCCUCCUUUUUCUGAGGACCCCUCUAGGUUGACUGCUCUGAUUGAAUCUAUUUUGAUUACCCAUCAGCCUACAUGGGACGACUGCCAACAGCUGCUGCAGACCCUGCUGACUUCGGAGGAACGGCAGAGGGUCCUCCUGGAAGCCCGGAAGGAAGUCCGGGGACCUGAUGGCCGCUCCACCCAAUUGCCUAAUGAAAUAGAUUCUGCCUUUCCCCUUGAACGCCCCUCUUGGGAUUUCACCACGGUGGAAGGUAGGAAUCACCUAGCCCUCUAUCGCCAGUUGCUCAUAGCGGGUCUCCACAGGGCGGCUCGACGCCCAACGAAUUUGGCUCAGGUAAAGCAGGUUAUACAGGGGUCAGAGGAAACUCCCUCUGCGUUCCUUGAGAGGCUCAAAGAGGCUUACCGCAGAUAUACUCCCUAUGACCCUGAUGACCCCGGACAGGAGACCAAUAUCUCCAUGUCUUUUAUUUGGCAGUCAGCUCCAGAUAUCAGACGCAAACUGGAGCAUCUAGAGAACCUCAGGGAAAGCUCACUCAGGGAUCUGCUAAAGGAAGCAGAAAAGAUUUUCAAUAAGAGGGAGACUCAGGAAGAGAGGGAGGACCGCCUCAGGAGAGAAGCAGAGGAACGAGAGGACCGCUUCAGAAAAGAAGCCGAGGAAAGGGAAAAAGAGAGGGACCGCAAGAGACAUAAGGAAAUGAGUAAACUUUUGGCCACCGUAGUGUCAGGGCAAAGACAGGAUAGACAGGAGGGAGACAAAAGAAGGCCACCCCUUGACAAGGACCAAUGCGCCUACUGUAAAGAAAAGGGGCAUUGGGCAAGGGAUUGUCCCAAGAACUCGAGGGGACCCAGGAGACCAAGACCUUCUCAGACCUCCCUCCUAGCUCUGGACGACUAGGGAGAUCAGGGCCAGGAGCCUCCCCCUGAGCCCAGGAUAACCUUAGAUGUUGGGGGGCAACCCGUCACCUUCCUAGUUGAUACCGGAGCUCAACACUCGGUGCUAACCCGGGACCCCGGACCCCUGAGUGACAAGUCUGCCUGGGUCCAAGGGGCCACUGGUGGAAAACGAUACCGAUGGACCACAGAUCGCAAGCUUCACCUAGCAACUGGUAAGGUGACUCAUUCUUUCCUCCACGUGCCUGACUGUCCAUAUCCGCUCCUAGGAAGGGACUUGCUCACAAAAUUAAAAGCCCAAAUUUACUUCAAGGAAACCGGAGCACAGGUAGUUGGCCCUCAGGGACAACCCUUACAUGUGCUGACUCUCAGCCUAGAAGAUGAAUAUAGGCUGCAUGAAAAAGACAGUACCACUGCGGCCCCCACUGAGGCUUAUUGGCUGGAUCGCUUUCCCCAGGCAUGGGCAGAAACCGGGGGAAUGGGGCUGGCCAGACAGCAGCCCCCUCUAGUGGUAAGCCUCAAGACAACUGCUACUCCUGUCUCGAUUAAACAGUAUCCCAUGUCUCACGAGGCAAGGGAAGGAAUAAGGCCUCACAUCAAAAGGCUUCUUGACCAGGGAAUAUUAGUCCCCUGCCGGUCCCCUUGGAAUACCCCCUUGCUGCCCGUGAAAAAGCCAGGGACUGGGGACUAUAGACCUGUGCAGGAUCUAAGAGAGGUCAAUAAACGGGUGGAAGACAUACACCCGACAGUUCCUAACCCCUACAAUCUGUUAAGUGGACUAUCACCCUCAUAUACUUGGUAUACCGUCCUGGACCUCAAGGAUGCAUUCUUCUGCCUGAGACUGCACCCCAGAAGUCAGCCCAUAUUUGCCUUUGAAUGGAAGGAUCCUAAACUGGGGAUUUCAGGACAGCUGACCUGGACCAGGUUGCCUCAGGGUUUCAAAAAUAGCCCCACCCUGUUCGAUGAGGCCCUACACCGAGACUUAGCGGAUUUCAGGGUGAGGCAUCCUGGCCUGAUGCUGUUACAGUAUGUUGAUGAUCUCUUGUUAGCUGCUACUUCGGCUCAGGACUGUAUAAAAGGAACUGAGGCAUUACUACAAGCCUUGGGGGAUCUAGGGUACCGAGCUUCUGCCAAAAAGGCCCAAAUAUGCCAACGGCAGGUCACCUACCUAGGGUACCAAAUCAGAGAAGGACAGAGGUGGCUAACGGAGGCCAGGAAAGACACAGUUAUAAAAAUCCCUACACCCCGGACACCCCGCCAGCUGAGAGAGUUUCUAGGGACAGCGGGAUUCUGCCGGCUCUGGAUCCCCGGAUUCGCGGAACUGGCAGCCCCUUUGUACCCACUGACUAAGCAGGGGGUGAUGUACUCAUGGGGAUCGGAUCAGGACGAGGCUUUUCAGAAAAUCAAACGGGCUCUGCUCACAGCCCCAGCCUUAGGCCUCCCUGACCUGACUAAGCCUUUUGAUUUGUUUGUCGAUGAGAAGCAAGGAUAUGCAAAAGGGGUCUUGACCCAGAGGCUGGGGCCCUGGCGGCGGCCAAUAGCCUACCUAUCCAAGAAAUUGGACCCCGUGGCCACAGGAUGGCCCCCAUGCCUCAGAAUGGUAGCAGCAGUGGCAGUCCUCACCAAGGACGCUGGCAAACUGACUAUGGGCCAACCUUUGACCAUCCUGGCCCCACACGCAAUUGAGACUCUAAUCAGACAACCCCCAGAUCGCUGGCUCUCCAAUGCCCGCAUGACCCAUUAUCAGGCCAUGCUCCUGGACUCGGACCGAAUCCAUUUCGGACCAGUGGUGGCGCUCAAUCCUGCAACCCUGCUACCACUCCCAGAGGAGGGGGAGACGGACCAACACGACUGUCUCGAGAUCCUUGCGGAAAUGCACGGGACCAGACCGGACCUGACGGAUCAACCCCUCCGGGAUGCGGAUGUCACCUGGUACACUGACGGCAGCAGCUUUCUGCGGGAAGGUGAGCGAAAGGCGGGUGCAGCGGUAACCACGGAGACCGAGGUGAUCUGGGCACAGCCUCUGCCUGCGGGGACUUCUGCGCAGCGAGCAGAGCUUGUCGCCUUGACACAAGCUUUGAGGAUGGCAGAAGGUAAGAAGCUCAAUGUCUAUACUGACAGCCGAUAUGCUUUUGCCACUGCUCAUGUUCAUGGGGAAAUAUACAGAAGAAGAGGGCUACUGACUUCAGAAGGAAAGGAAAUUAAAAAUAAAACAGAGAUCUUAGCCUUGUUAAAAGCUUUAUUUCUGCCUCGGAAACUGAGCAUUAUACAUUGCCCAGGACACCAGAAAGGAGACAGCCCUGAGGCUCGAGGAAACCGGCUGGCUGAUGAAGCCGCCAAACAGGUGGCCCUGCAGGCUCCGCUAGCCAUACUGCCCAUGCACCAAGAUAAGAGAGACCCCCUCAAAUAUGAUGAGGAGGAUCUAAAGCUCCUGGCAGACAUGGGAGCGGAGCAGGACCAGAAAACGGGCGAAUGGACAUGGAAGGGAAAAACAGUGAUGCCGAUGGCAUACACUUAUAAGAUGCUUGAUUACUUACAUAAAUUGACCCAUCUAAGCCCCCGAAAGAUGAAAACUUUGUUAGACCGGCAGGAAACUUUUUGCUAUUUACUGGGGCGAGACAGCAUCCUCCAAAAAGUUAUGGACAAAUGUAGAGCAUGUGCACAGGUAAAUGCAGGAAAAACCAAGGUGGGACAGGGGGUGCGAAUCCGCGGACAUCGACCAGGAGUACAAUGGGAAAUUGACUUUACUGAAAUAAAACCAGGCAUGUAUGGAUACCGGUACUUAUUGGUAUUUGUGGACACCUUUUCGGGAUGGGUGGAAGCCUUCCCGACCAAGCAUGAGACCGCAAAAAUUGUGACCAAAAAGCUGCUGGAAGAAAUCUUCCCCAGGUAUGGCAUGCCCCAAGUGCUGGGCACUGAUAAUGGACCUGCCUUCGUCUCCCAGGCACUCCAGAUCGUGCAGAGAGAGGUCUGGAAGCCACUCGCUGCAGCCUAUAAGGAACAAUUAGACAGACCAGCGGUACCUCACAGCUACCAGAUUGGCGAUACAGUUUGGGUCCGCAGACAUCAGACUAAGAAUCUGGAACCCCGCUGGAAAGGACCCUACACCGUGCUGCUAACCACUCCAACGGCACUGAAAGUUGACGGCAUCGCGGCCUGGGUCCACGCCUCCCACGUAAAAACAGCUCGUACAGAAGGAGAUACAGCAGAACCACUAUGGAGGGUCCAGCGCUCUCAAAACCCUCUAAAGAUAAGACUUACCCGGGGGCCCCAUUGACUGGUUUAUGGAUCUUGUUGGGACUAGGGAUGAUAGUCCGGGGAGACAGCCCUCACCUGGUACGCUCCCUAAAAUGGCAGGUAUUGUCCUCGGUCGGAGAAGUUGUCUGGGAAAUUCAGGCAAACCAUGCGAUAGACACCUGGU